This is a messenger RNA of Heterotrigona itama, 1256 nucleotides long. NCBI's taxonomy places the organism in Eukaryota, Metazoa, Arthropoda, Insecta, Hymenoptera, Apidae. The record is from the annotation of a GenBank genome assembly.
GCCAGUUGAAGAAAUAUUCGAUCCUACUCGUGGUACCUUACUCGUGUGAGGAAAUUUGAUUGAAUGAUAAUGUGACAAAUCGUAUAUUUCUGCGAUGAGAUCAUACGGGAAACAUAACCAAUACCAUCGAUCGGGAAAAUCCAAAAUUCGAUCGCGUAUUUCCGCUUUGUUGUCGUUGUAUCCCGCGAUUGCAUCGUCAAUUGCGUUAUCAAACGAUAACAAAACGUUAUUUUGAGAUCGAACUGACGACCAUGACUUUUAUUAGAAUUAUUACGCCUGAUAGUACAGAAUAUAGAUAUUUUCCUAUCACAAAAUCUCGCCUUAGACUGAGUGUGCAAGCUGCACAUGAUGCAAGAAUUUCCUUACGUACACAUUUAGGUGGAGACUCAAAUAUAUAUGAAAUCAUUAUUGGAGGAUGGGGAAACACAAUGUCAGCAAUAAAAAGGAAUAAUGAAGAACAAGAUGUGGCAGAAGCAGAAACAAGAAAUAUACUAAAUGUUCAGCAUAUGUGCAAUAUUUGGAUUCAAUGGUAUUGCGAUGGAACUCUAAAAGUUGGCCAUCAAAAUGGCGAAGUUUUUUUGUCGUACAAGGACGGAAAUCCGUUUGUUAUAAAUUACAUAGGAGUGAGCACUGCGUGGGGUGCAACUGGUGAAUUUUUGAUAGAAGAAUCACCAUGUACAUCUCUAGUUGUCAGACAACAAAUGGUGGACACUUCUUAUUGUUGGAUAGAUUACAAUGAAUCAGGUGGUCUUCCUCAAAAUGCUGUAAUGGCCUCGGAAGAUGGUUUGUACAUAGGUCGUGCUCAUCACAGAGAUUCGCUUACACCUGGUGGUAUUAGGAAUAAUGUAUGUACAAUUCCAUGGGGUGGAGCCUCCCACGAUAAAAAGGAUUUUCAAGUAUUGUGUGGUAAAGAAGUGAAUUGGGUAAAAUCAUGGGAAGGCAGUGUUCCUUUGUAUGCUCUUCCUGCCGGUGAGUCAGAAGACGGCUAUGCUCUUUUUAUAGGCAGAGUUCUACACGACGGUAUAUAUCACAUAGGAAAGAUACAACCGAAUCAUCAAGCAUGUUAUAUACCCGUGCACGGCCGCGAAGAACAUUAUAUAGAUUAUGAGAUUUGGUCGUUUGUGACUACUAUGCCGCAGAAUAUGUUGGUAGAUAAGACGUUUUUCCACCUGAAAAAUAUUUAUUUUUCAUACAAUGAUGCAAAGUAUUUUUUAUAUCGUAAAUAUGUAUCCUAAUUUAAUAGGGAUAACGUAUAA